Malaclemys terrapin pileata is the source of this 4781-nucleotide messenger RNA. It is a transcript of the gene APCDD1, whose product is annotated as APC down-regulated 1. Gene Ontology annotation, biological process: negative regulation of Wnt signaling pathway. Gene Ontology annotation, molecular function: Wnt-protein binding. The coding region runs from base 540 to 2087 and encodes 515 amino acids. The record is from RefSeq and is a predicted model, not a curated record. Gene Ontology annotation, cellular component: plasma membrane. Lineage: Eukaryota; Metazoa; Chordata; Testudines; Emydidae. The transcript is spliced from 5 exons.
CCCGGAGCCCCCGCGGCCUGGCCCCGCCCCCGCCGCGGGAAGGGGGAUAUGAAGAGGAGCCGCUGCGGCUGCCGCUGCCGAGCGAGCAGACAAGUUGCUGGGGACGGACAGGGGCGCCCGGGAGCCAGCGGACGCCGGGCAGAGAGGCUCCCGCAGGCGUGACAGCCGGAGCGCGCUGCACCUCCCCGGGAGGGAGCACGUCCGCCCCGCGGUGCCCAGCGAUGGGACCCACCGUCCCCCCAUGAGCGCGGGCGGGCGGCGGGGGCUUGGCGGAGUGGCGGGAGCACUCCCCCGGCUGGAGGAUCCGGCGGCACCUUCUGCCUGGGCUAGUGCCCCCAGCUCGCCUCCUUCCGAGCCGCUGCUGGCCCCGCGCGGCGCCUCUCCUGCCUGCCCGGCUGUCAGGUCCGCGCUGAAGACGGGACCAUUCGCUGCACCCACCAGCCCCCAGGGCCGGAUUACUGGGAACUGGAGGGAGCCCGAGAAGACGUGGAAGGAGAGGAAAUAAGGCGAGAGGAGGAGGAGGCGGUGGAGAGCUGGAAAUGUCCCUUCCCUGUUGCAACCUGGUUAGAUACCUGUUCCCAGCCCUGCUUCUGCAUGGGCUGGGAGAGGGUUCUGCCCUUCUUCAUCCAGAUAGCAGAUCCCACCCUCGAUCUUUAGAGAAGAGUGCAUGGAGGUCUUUUAAGGAAUCACAGUGUCAUCACAUGCUGAAACAUCUUCACAAUGGAGCCCGAAUCACUGUGCAAAUGCCUCCCACCAUUGAAGGGCAUUGGGUCUCUACUGGCUGUGAAGUUAGAUCAGGCCCAGAGUUUAUCACAAGAUCCUAUAGAUUCUACAACAACAACACAUUCAAGGCCUACCAGUUUUAUUACGGUGGUAACCGCUGCACAAACCCUACUUACACCUUAGUUAUCCGUGGUAAAAUUCGUCUUCGUCAAGCAUCCUGGAUCAUCCGAGGGGGAACUGAAGCAGAUUACCAGUUGCAUAACAUUCAGAUCAUCUGCCACAGUGAAGCAGUAGCCGAAAAACUAAGUGAGUUGGUGAACCGUACAUGUCCUGGAUUUGUACCAGACAACAAUCCCUGGGAGCAGGAUGUGAGCUACAAUUUGUGGAGAGAAGAGAAUGGCUGUGAAUGCACCAGAGCUCUUAAUUUUGCCAUGCAUGAACUUCAACUGAUCCGAGUAGAGAAGCAGUAUCUACAUCAUAAUUUAGAUCACCUAGUGGAGGAGCUAUUUCUCGGAGACAUCCAUACUGAUGCUACUCAGAGGAUGUACUAUCGGCCUUCUAGUUACCAGCCUCCUCUUCAAAAUGCAAAGAAUCACGAUCAUACCUGUAUAGCAUGUAGAAUCAUUUACCGGUCAGAUGAGCACCAUCCUCCAAUCUUACCUCCAAAGGCCGAUUUGACUAUUGGAUUGCAUGGAGAAUGGGUGAGCCAGCGCUGUGAGGUGCGUCCUGAAGUCCUCUUUCUCACCAGGCACUUCAUCUUCCACGAUAACAACAACACCUGGGAAGGUCACUAUUAUCACUACUCUGACCCCAUCUGUAAGCACCCCACCUUUACCAUCUAUGCCAAGGGGCGCUACAGCAGGGGAGUGCACUCUUCCAAAGUGAUGGGAGGAACAGAGUUUGUGUUCAAAGUAAAUCACAUGAAAGUCACCCCCAUGGAUAUAGCUACAGCCUCUCUACUGAAUGUCUUUAAUGGGAAUGAGUGUGGAGCAGAGGGAUCGUGGCAAGUUGGAGUACAACAGGAUGUUACUCACACCAAUGGCUGUGUUGCUUUGGGGAUUCGCCUACCACACACAGAGUAUGAAAUCUUCAAAAUGGAGCAGGAUGCCAGAGGUAGCUACUUACUGUAUAACGGCCAGAGGCCUAGUGAUGGGUCCAGUCCAGACAGACCAGAGAAGAGAGCCACUUCUUAUCAGAUGCCAUUAGUUCAGUGUGCUUCAUCAGCACCGAGACCUGAAGAGUCACCAGAGGAGAACAAAAUAGGCCGCUAUAGUAGCAGGGCACCAGAAAAGGACUCCAGUGUAUUUGUCCUUACCCUGAUGCUGUUUAUUUGUACUAUGUCACAUUGGAACAUUCUCAGUUGAAAGGAAAAAACUAUUUUUCAUGACUACAAAACCAGGAUUCCAUAUGACAGAGUUUUUCUUUUCAGAAAGAAAAGGACAUUUAUUUUCUUGAUGCACUGGAAUGCCUGAGAACUGUUGUUCUUUUCCUUAUUUUUUUCCCCUCCUUGAAUCAUCAACGGCACUCGUUUGAUGUUUUUGCUUUGAACUUCGUCCAGUCUGAUCCCUGGCCUGACAUGACUGCACAACCGUAAUUGCACUUUACGACUGCAGACUUACUUGGCUUUUUUAACUACUAGGGUAAACCUAAAGAUCCUGCGUCAGUUGGCUCUGCCAUGUUGCUGUUGUGGUUCAUUUUCCCCCUAGCACUCAGUUUCUCAUCAGAAUUUAACUGUCAGGAAUCACUCUGUAUAGUAUUGUGUUAAUACUGUGAUAAUGGCUUUUGUCUUAUUCUUUAGGACUCUGCUGUAGAUAUGUACAUAUAAAGAAACCCCACAAGGAUCUAUCUAAAUACAAUCUUACAGGUUUUACACAAAAGAAAAAAAAUAUACAAACUAUCCUCCUGUCAGAAGGUAAAUGGAAAAUUAUCUCUAAUUAAGUAACAUUCAAAGUAAUUUAAGCUAUUUUUACAUAUAAUUGUUUAACUUGUAAAAACAACCAAAGGUUUAGUGGGAUGUAAGUAUUUUUCUCAUUCAGUUACAUUAGGUAUGCAAUUGCUUCAGGCCUCCCGUUGUAUCUACUAACUAGUUACAAUAACCCCCCUCCCUCUCCCUUUAAAAUCAGAUAGAGAAAACAUUUUUUCAUCAGGUAUGCACAGUUAGGGUUACCAUACGUCUGGAUUUUCCCGGACAUAUCCAGCUUUUUGGGCCUCAAGUCCCCAUCCGGGAGGAAAUCCCAAAAAGCCAGACAUGUCCGGGAAAAUAGGGAGGGAGGGCCCGGAGGUGUCGGGCCGGGGCCAGGGCUGGGGCCGGCGGUGCUCGGCCGGGGCCGGGCCUGGGGCCGGGGGUGCUUGGCCGGGGCCAAGUUGGGGACGGGGACAGGGUGCUCGGCCUGGACGGGGAUGGGGACAGCGGUAUUCGGCCGGGGGCAGGAGUGCUCGGCCCGAGCCGAGCCGGGCGGGAGACGCCAGGGCCAGAGCCUCUUGGCCUGAGCCUGCCGGCCGCCAGAGGGAGCCGCUCGGCCAGAGGGGCCGGACUGGGCCGCGCUGCACCCCGCCCCAGAACCCAGCCCCAGCUUACCGGCUGCCUCCCUGUUUCAGGCUUCCCGCAAACAUUUGAUUCGCGGGAAGCAGGAGAGGGGGAGGAGCAGGGAGUGGAGUGUUCAGGGGAGGGGGCACAGUUGGGGUGGGGACACUGGGGAAGGGGUGGAGUUGGGGCGGGGCCGGGGCCCCGUGGAGUGUCCUCCUUUUUUAAAACUAAAAUAUGGUAACCCUAUGCACAGUAUAUGUAAGUUGCAGAAGUAUUAGGGGAUUGCUCCAUGUUGUUGUACUCACUACCCCUUAUACCCUCUCUAUGCAAUGUUCCUGCCUUGAAUUUCAUUUUAUUAGGGGUGGACAAAAUAAUGAAGGGGCUGGGGCCAUAACACAAAUCAUUUAAAAAAAAAAAAAAAAAACCCUCUGCUAAAGAAGAGUAAGAAUUGUAAAGUGGCAGUAGGUACAAAGUAAAGAAGGGAUUCUAGCAGCACACACAUCAUCCAUGGGCCAAAUCAUGUCUUCCUCCUUUCAACUUAGAGAACAGAGAAACAGCAGAAAAUUUGAAAGGAUGGAGCAAAUUUCAUCAGAGGGAAUGGGGUUUCACAAAUACAGAGCACUCCUACCCUUCCUUUCAGUACAGAAGCCCCUACACAGGGUCACGUUGAGUUUCAGGCUCAAUGUUUGCUUGUCUUCAGUAUUACAUGGCUGAGAUAGGAACAAAUCUUCAAAAUUACGAGUAAAAUAUGCAGUCUCUAUUCUCUACAAGAUGUAUGCAGUUAGGUCACAUAUGCAAAUGCGUUAGCUGAGAAUUGCACAAGUUAUUGAUCCUUUAAUUUCAUCAAACUCAUUUAAGUUGGAUAGCACCAUGUACACCUAUGGCACAAUACAAAUAUAUUUCAAUCUAUAGUUUGUGUGACAUGGCUCCAUAGCCUGUCAGCCUAAGGUGUUAAGACUCAGCAAUGGAGGACCUGUGAAUGGAGUAAUUUAUAUCAUAUAGGUUCAAAUGUUUUUAAGAAGUGAAAGGAUAAAGCAGGGGGGUUUUCCGCAACCGUGCAACUUGACACUGGAGUUCUGUAGCAACAUUGUUACAUUCCGGCCCAGAAGAAGUUAUUGCACCCGAAAUAAAAAACCCAGAAUAUAACCAGCAAGAGAAAGAAGCUGUUGUGCAAAUCAUUUUUAAAAACUAACUUCUCUCAAAGCACAAAAGGGAACAAAGGAAAAAAAGUGAUCAGAAGUAAGACUCCUUGUUUGUUUCACUACAGUUUACACAUUGUGCCUGCUGUUGUAGGUCAGAACAUGACAGGAGUCCAUAUUUUGAGAUGUAACGUCAUCCUUGCCAAUGUUGGAGUGUAUUAGCUUAAAGCCCAGGAUUUUAAAAAAAUAUAAUUUUAUUUUUGUAAAGUUAUAGAAAAUAUUUUUCUUCCCAAUUUAGUGUUCCAGAUUAAACUGCCAGGGAACUUUUGAGCACUUGUUAAAAUACUGAUUGAAAUAAAAGAACUAAGAAUUCCUCAGUAUCUUAUCUGUAA